GGUUUAGCCAAACCUUGGUCUGGGCUUUGCUGGUUUAAGAGAGGAGGGGGAAGUGACAGGUUCCUCUUCACUCGCGGCCCAGAGCUCAGAGCCGGCUGCCCGAGCCCGGGUUGGGGGUCGGGCUCUCUCUACCCGCCCCACUCCACCCCCAGAUCGCCCCGAGGCCACCCGGGAGAUCCUGGAGAAGGGAGGGGCCAACCCCGGGCGUUGCCCCUUCCCGUGCGUACAGCUGCGAGCCUGAGAAGCGGCUGCAGGCACCUGGCGACACGAUGUCCGGCGAGUCCCUCCGGAGCCUGGGAAAAGGCAGCGCUCAGCCCGGCCCUGUCCCGCUGGGAGUCAUCCGGAUGUACAGCAUGAGAUUCUGCCCCUUCUCCCAGAGAACCCGGCUUAUCCUGAAGGCCAGAGGAAUAAAGCAUGAGGUCAUUAAUAUUAAUUUGAAAAACAAGCCAGAAUGGUUCUUUAAGAAACACCCCCUUGGUUUGGUACCUGUUCUGGAAACCAGUAAGGGUCAGUUGAUACAUGACUCUUUGAUCACUUGUGAAUACCUAGAUGAAGUUUAUCCAGGAAAGAAGCUGUUUCCAGAAGAUCCUUAUGAGAAAGCUGUACAAAAGAUGAUUUUGGAGUUGUUUUCUAAGAUACCACCUUUGACCAAGAAUAUUCUCAUGGCAGUACAAAGUGGGGAAGACUGUACCUCUCAUAAAGCAGAACUCCGUAAGGAAUUCAGCAAACUGGAAGAGGUUCUUACCCGACAGAAGACAACAUUCUUUGGUGGAAACUCGAUAUCUAUGAUUGAUUACCUUAUCUGGCCCUGGUUUGAACGCUUGGAAUCAUAUGAGAUGACUGACUGCGUGGAGCACACCCCUGCUCUGAAACUGUGGGUUGCCGCCAUGAAAAAGGACUCCACCGUCCAAGCUCUCCUCACGGAUGUGAAGACAUAUAAAGGCUUCUUUGAUCUCUAUGUUCAGAAUAAUCCUGAUGCCUUUGACUAUGGACUGUGAUGUGGUAUAUUGAAGCACCAACUAUAGAAUCUACUGCUUCACCAUUGGGUAUUUCCAACAGAAACUCACAACAAAAUCAUUGUGUUUGAACUUAUCUAAGGGUUGAUAAUCCUUAGUUUUCGAGAAGUUCUCAAUAAAUACUUAAAAUGUCCUAAA
Dromiciops gliroides (monito del monte) is the source of this 1154-nucleotide messenger RNA. Its product is annotated as glutathione S-transferase omega-1-like. The coding region runs from base 270 to 998 and encodes 242 amino acids. Gene Ontology annotation, molecular function: glutathione dehydrogenase (ascorbate) activity; glutathione transferase activity. Lineage: Eukaryota; Metazoa; Chordata; Mammalia; Microbiotheria; Microbiotheriidae. The transcript is spliced from 6 exons. The record is from RefSeq and is a predicted model, not a curated record. Gene Ontology annotation, biological process: glutathione metabolic process. Gene Ontology annotation, cellular component: cytoplasm.